Messenger RNA from Aspergillus ochraceoroseus IBT 24754, 2578 nucleotides. RefSeq names its product putative ATP citrate lyase, subunit 1. Gene Ontology annotation, biological process: fatty acid biosynthetic process; tricarboxylic acid cycle; acetyl-CoA biosynthetic process. The transcript has 6 exons. The record is from RefSeq and is a predicted model, not a curated record. Gene Ontology annotation, cellular component: cytosol. Gene Ontology annotation, molecular function: ATP citrate synthase activity. Bases 331 to 2298 code for a protein of 655 amino acids. Lineage: Eukaryota; Fungi; Ascomycota; Eurotiomycetes; Eurotiales; Aspergillaceae.
UUCUUCCCCCUCUCUCUCUCCCCAAUAUCAGCUCCCGAUAUCGUCCUUUUUCUCUUGGGAUUCUUUAUUAUUUUUCCCUCCUGCCUGACGUUCCAUUGAUCCCUCCAAUUCUCUCUCCAUCUUCCUUCCUCUUUCCUCUUCUCCCUCUCUUUAACUUACUUUCUUACUUCCCCCUCCCUCCAUCCCCUUGGUCCAACCUUGCACUGCUUGCAUCUUAUUCUCUUAAUCUCUACUUUAUCUACUUAAUAAUACCUCCAAUUUCUUCUUCUUCUUCCGUGUCUCUUUGAAAAAAAAAAAAAGAAAGCUCUGUUGACAGAGUAAUUAGCCAAUAUGCCUGCCUCUGCUCCUCUCGUCAGUACUGCCAAUGGCAGCGCGAACGACAACAUCACCCGCUUUGACCCCCCCAGCCGAGUCCGCUCUCCCUUCGCCGAUGCUCUCUUUCACAACAAGACGAGAUGUUUCGUAUAUGGUAUGCAGCCCCGUGCUGUUCAGGGUAUGCUCGACUUCGACUUCAUCUGCAAGCGUACCACUCCUUCCGUUGCGGGUAUUAUCUACACAUUCGGCGGCCAGUUCGUCAGCAAGAUGUACUGGGGCACGAGCGAGACCCUCCUCCCCGUCUACCAGGACACCGCAAAGGCUAUGGCCAAGCACCCCGAUGUUGACACUGUUGUCAACUUCGCUUCCUCCCGUUCCGUCUACAGCUCCACCAUGGAGCUGAUGCAGUUCCCUCAGAUCAAGUCCAUUGCUAUCAUUGCAGAGGGUGUCCCCGAGAGGCGGGCACGUGAGAUCUUGGUCACUGCCAAGGAGAAGGGUAUUACCAUUAUCGGUCCUGCCACCGUCGGUGGUAUUAAGCCUGGUGCUUACAAGAUUGGUAACACUGGUGGUAUGAUGGAUAACAUCGUCGCCUCCAAGCUCUACCGCAAGGGUUCCGUUGGCUAUGUCUCCAAGUCCGGUGGUAUGUCCAACGAGCUGAACAACAUUAUCUCCCAAAACACCGACGGUGUCUACGAGGGUGUUGCCAUUGGUGGUGACCGUUAUCCCGGAACCACCUUUAUUGACCACCUGCUCCGCUACCAGGCUGAGCCUGAGUGCAAGAUCCUGGUCUUGCUCGGUGAAGUCGGUGGUGUUGAGGAGUACCGUGUGAUCGAGGCCGUCAAGAACGGCACCAUCACCAAGCCCAUCGUUGCUUGGGCCAUUGGUACUUGCGCUAGCAUGUUCAAGACUGAGGUUCAGUUCGGUCACGCUGGUGCCUCGGCCAACUCCGACCUGGAGACCGCUGUCGCCAAGAACAAGGCCAUGAGGGAGGCCGGCAUUUAUGUCCCCGAGACUUUCGAGGAGAUGCCCCAGCUGCUCAAGAAGGUUUAUGAUGAGCAGGUUCAGAAGGGUAUCGUCAAGCCCCAGCCUGAGCCCAUGGUCCCCAAGAUCCCCAUCGACUACUCUUGGGCCCAGGAGCUGGGUCUCAUCCGUAAGCCCGCUGCCUUCAUUUCCACCAUCAGUGACGACCGUGGCCAGGAACUUCUGUACGCUGGUAUGCCCAUCUCUGAUGUCUUCAGGGAGGACAUUGGUAUCGGUGGUGUUAUGUCCCUGCUAUGGUUCCGCCGCCGCCUCCCCCGCUAUGCUGCCAAGUUCCUGGAGAUGGUUCUCAUGCUUACUGCGGACCACGGUCCUGCCGUGUCUGGUGCCAUGAACACCAUCAUCACCACCCGUGCUGGCAAGGACCUGAUCAGCGCCCUGGUCUCUGGUCUCUUGACCAUCGGAUCUCGUUUCGGUGGUGCUCUGGAUGGUGCUGCAGAGGAGUUCGCCAAGGCCUUUGAUAAGGGCAUGAGCCCUCGUGACUUCGUUGACACCAUGAGGAAGGAGAACAAGCUGAUCCCUGGUAUUGGUCACCGUAUCAAGUCCCGCAACAACCCUGAUCUCCGUGUUGAGCUGGUCAAGGAGUACGCCAAGAAGCACUUCCCCAGCACCAAGCUCCUCGACUACGCCAUUGCUGUCGAGACCGUCACAACCUCCAAGAAGGACAACCUGAUUCUCAACGUCGAUGGUUGCGUUGCUGUCUGCUUCGUUGACCUCAUGCGCAACUGUGGCGCAUUCUCUGCCGAGGAGGUCGAGGACUACAUGAGGAUGGGUGUUCUCAACGGUCUCUUCGUCCUGGGCCGUUCCAUCGGUCUGAUUGCCCACUACCUCGACCAGAAGAGACUGCGCACCGGUCUCUACAGACAUCCUUGGGAUGAUAUCACAUACCUGCUCCCUGCCCUGCAGAAGGGUGGCUCCGAAGGCCGUGUCGAGGUCAACAUCUAAUUUUAAUUCCCUCUCCCUCCUCUUAAUUCCUAUACAAUUUACCCUCCUCCUUUCCCUGGACACCGUCGGUAUGGGUUGCCGGCAAAUUCACGGAAUCAUAAAAUCCGCCAUUUUGUGACGUCAGGAGUUAUGAUGGCUUAUGUUCUGCUUUUUUUUUUUUUUUUUUUUUUGACUUUCAUCAUCUAUUUACGUUAUUUUCCUUAUUCUUCUUUUAGAUACAUCCAGUAGUGCGCACAUGUGGCAUGACUAGUUGAUAAAGUUGAUAAUCAAUUCUAUCUAC